GAGAAACUUCUGUAAACUUCCUCUUUAUGUGUGGUUUCUGGUUCGGUAAAACGUGAGCACAUAACUAUCUAUUCUAUUGAAACAUAACCCUGCUGAUUACUCUGCAACAAGGAUGCUCGUUUUCGGUGCCAUUAUGCUUUUGGCCUCUCUGGAUCUCGGCCACUCUUCUUCUGCCUUUAAUAAAAUGUGGGAAGAGUGGAAAAUCAAACACAGCAAGGUUUAUGAUAAUCAGACUGAGAUUGUCUUCAGGAGAGCUGUUUGGGAGAAGAACAUGUUGCUGGUGCUGAGACACAAUCAGGAGGCCUCAGCGGGAGAACACAGCUUCACAAUGGGACUCAAUCAUCUGGCUGACAUGACAGCUGAGGAGAUCAAUGAGAAACUAAACGGUCUGAAGCUGGAGGAGCCUGCUAACUUCAGAAAUUACACUUUAAAGGGAGUGAGCAGCUCAGUGAUACCUCAGAGUGUGGACUGGAGGAAGAGCGGCCUGGUCAGCCCCAUCCAGAACCAGGGGACGUGUGGGUCGUGCUGGGCAUUCAGCGCUGUGGGGGCUCUGGAGGGUCAGAUGAAGAAGCGGACAGGGGUCAUGGUUCCCCUGAGUCCACAGAACCUGGUGGACUGCAGCAGAACGGACGGUAACCUUGGCUGCAGAGGAGGAUUCAUCUCGAAAGCUUUCAGCUACAUCAUCCGCAACCGAGGCAUCGACUCAGAGCACUUCUACCCCUACGAACACCAGAACGGAAAAUGUCGCUAUUCUGUCCAAGGAAAAUCAGGUUACUGCUCUGAUUACCACAUCCUACCACGUGGAGAUGAGAAGACACUGCAGGCUGUCGUGGCCUCUGUGGGACCAGUCUCUGUGGCGGUGAAUGCCAUGCUGAGAUCUUUUCAUCUCUACAAAGGAGGUUUAUACGACGUUCCAAACUGCAACCCCUGGAUCAUCAAUCAUGCCGUCCUGGUUGUUGGCUAUGGAACACAGGGAGGACAAGACUUCUGGCUCGUGAAAAACAGCUGGGGAACUACGUGGGGAGAAGAAGGCUUCAUUCGAAUUGCCAGAAACAAGAAAAAUCUCUGCGGCAUCGCCAGCUUUGCAAUCUACCCUACACUGUAAUCGUCUGACCAAUCACCUGAACCACCUGAGUAGAAUUUAAGUUGUUUUAUUGAACAGAGACCAAGAGGUUUUAUUUGUAUGAUAGAAAACUGGUCUGCAGUGACUAUCCUGCACUUCAGAAAUACAGUUUACAUUUUUAAUUAAAUUUAAUACCAAAUAUUAUUUUUCUAGCCUUCAUUACUUUGUGAGGGUUUUUCAAAGAAUAAAUUACUUGAGAGCAAAAUAAAAGCACAGAGACUCAUUGCUUUAUACCUUUGAAAUUGUUUUGUGCAUUCUACUGUAUAUGUAUUUUCUACCCUGUAUCUUAUUUGUGUUGUUUAGCCAAACAUUUGUAUGAGCUUUUGUAUGUUGGAAUUUAAGAUUACCACCUUUUAUGACAAUGAAAGACCAUGAUGUAAGUUAUUUUAGUUUAGGACUGAGUAUAGUAACUGAAAAAAAAUAAACAUUUUAUUACCAGGUUUCACUUUGGUCAUGGUUGUGAGCUUUUCACGUGUCACUGGUUUCUCCCACAAGUAUGGCUGAAUACUGAACAUUCUGAAAACAGUGGGACAAAGGCAGGUUUAGCAUGAGCAUAUGAAAGUUCUUAGCCUUCUCAUACUCUCUUAAUCAUAACACACAUCAUAUUGAGUUAAUCUAGCACACUUAACUAAAUAAUAUGCCUUCAAGAACUUAUUUGGCCUGAACUCAAAGGAGGAGCACUCAAACACUAUCAACUUAGCAAUAACACCACUACCAUUAAUGUCUGCUAAAUUAACAGAAUAACAUAAUUCUCUUUGAUAAUUAUAUGUAAUCAACUUUGUGUCAAAGCUUUAGGGAAGACAUUUGGC
Notolabrus celidotus (New Zealand spotty) is the source of this 1932-nucleotide messenger RNA. RefSeq names its product cathepsin L1-like. Gene Ontology annotation, cellular component: lysosome. Lineage: Eukaryota; Metazoa; Chordata; Actinopteri; Labriformes; Labridae. The record is from RefSeq and is a predicted model, not a curated record. The coding region runs from base 113 to 1105 and encodes 330 amino acids. Gene Ontology annotation, biological process: immune response. Gene Ontology annotation, molecular function: cysteine-type endopeptidase activity. The transcript is spliced from 8 exons.